AUGUUUGAUAAACUUAAGAUUAAAUCAAAGGGUUCCAAAAUUGGCCCAGCUUCGCCAGCUGCAACUCCUGGUAAAGCACCAACGAAGAAGCAAAUAUACCAAUCACGUCAUAAUUUUGGUGUGAAUAUUGGAGCUUGUUUCGUGAUGGAAAAGUGGAUAUUUCAUGAAUUAUUCCCAGAAGGAGCAGAUUGUGAAUUAGAAGCUGUUAGCAAGCAAGUAGAACAAAGUGGUGAAAAGGAAGCUCAAAAGAAGUUUGAGCAUCAUUGGACCAACUUUAUGAACGAUGAUGACUGGAAGUGGUUGCAUGAUCAUCACGUUGAAAGUGUUAGAGUACCAAUUGGAUACUGGGAAGUGGGUGGUGGAAAAUAUGCCAAGGGUACUAAAUUCGAGAAGUAUGCUAAAUCUGUGUACUCUAAUGCGUGGGAUAUUUUUAAAAAGGAAUUUAUAGAAAAAGCUGGUAAACACAAUAUUUCAGUUGUGGUUGAUAUUCACGGGUUACCUAAAGGAGCCAACGGAUCGGAUCACAGUGGUGAAAAAUCUGGCGGAGAAGCUGGAUUCUGGAACUGUCAGGAGUCACAACUUUUGGUCUGUGAUAUGUUGGAAUUUAUCGCUAAAGACUUAAAGAAAUACGAAAAUAUUGCUGCCAUUCAAAUUGUAAACGAAGCGGAAUUUGCAAAUGAUCCAAAAAGACAAUCACGCUACUAUGCGGCUGGUAUUUCACUGAUUCGUAAAGCAGACAGUGAAGUUCCAGUGGUUAUAUCUGACGGUUGGUGGCCAGAUCAGUGGGUUAAAUGGGUCCAAGACAACCAAUCUGAUGGAGAAUCAUUAGGAGUUGUAGUUGACCAUCAUUGCUACCGCUGUUUCUCUGAUGAUGAUAAGAAGAAGUCUCCACAGGCAAUCAUUGGUGAUUUAGACAAAGACUUAUUAACGAACCUCAAUGAUAACGGUAAAGGGGUAGACUUUAUGGUUGGGGAAUAUUCUUGUGUGUUAGACGGUGACUCCUGGGGAAGAGAUGGGGCCAAUGACAAGAGAGAUAAUUUGGUAGUUGAUUAUGGUAGACGUCAAGUUGAACUUAUUUCCCAAAGAGCUGGCUUCGGAUCCUACUUCUGGACCUUCAAAUUCCAGUCAGGAAAUGGAGGAGAAUGGGACUUUAGAACCAUGUUUGAUAAGGGAGCAAUCCAGCCACCUAUUUCUAUAAAAGGGAAACAGGUACCUGAUGAAUCUGUAUUCAAACAAAAAUUAGAUAAUGCAUUUGGUGGUCAUUCUGAUUAUUGGAAUAAGCAAAACUCAAAAGAAAAAUACGAACAUGACAGAUACAAGGAUGGAUUCUCUACAGCUUGGAAAGAUUCCUUAGAGUUUGCUAAAUUUGAUGGAUCUGUCAUAGGUAGAACUGGUGCAUGGAAGGCUGCAAGAUUGGCCGAGCACAUCAAAGACAAAGGUCUGCUGAAUUUUAUUUGGGAAUGGGAACAAGGAUUCGAUUCCGGUUUGAAAGAGUUCCUCAGUAGUUUCUAG
This is a messenger RNA of Debaryomyces fabryi, 1512 nucleotides long. RefSeq names its product 17-beta-hydroxysteroid dehydrogenase-like protein. Gene Ontology annotation, cellular component: cell surface; extracellular region. NCBI's taxonomy places the organism in Eukaryota, Fungi, Ascomycota, Pichiomycetes, Serinales, Debaryomycetaceae. Gene Ontology annotation, molecular function: glucan endo-1,6-beta-glucosidase activity. The transcript has a single exon. Bases 1 to 1512 code for a protein of 503 amino acids. The record is from RefSeq and is a predicted model, not a curated record. Gene Ontology annotation, biological process: glucan catabolic process.